Molecule: messenger RNA, 5948 nt
Organism: Pan troglodytes (chimpanzee)
Lineage: Eukaryota; Metazoa; Chordata; Mammalia; Primates; Hominidae
Gene: FLVCR1
Product: FLVCR choline and heme transporter 1
Exons: 10
Coding region: 217-1884 (555 amino acids)
Biological process (GO): mitochondrial transport; heme export; transmembrane transport
Cellular component (GO): membrane; mitochondrion
Molecular function (GO): heme transmembrane transporter activity; heme binding
Source: RefSeq, a predicted model, not a curated record
GCCGCGCGGCGCGGGGGAGGAGACCUUCAUCUGUUCACGCGGUAGCGCGGAUUGCGGUUCGCGGCGCGCGCCACCGGGGAAGGAGCGGUGGGCCGAGGGGUUGGAGGUGGGGUCCCAGGAGGACCUCGGGCUGUGGGCCGGGAGAGCGGAGUUGGGGAGUGGGGCGGGGGAGCGAGGUGGCGCCGGGGAGCGAGGUGGCGCCGGAGAGCCUGGGAUAUGGCGCGGCCAGACGAUGAGGAGGGGGCGGCGGUGGCGCCCGGACACCCGCUCGCGAAAGGAUACCUCCCGUUGCCGAGGGGCGCGCCCGUUGGGAAGGAGAGCGUGGAGCUGCAGAACGGGCCCAAAGCGGGCACCUUCCCGGUGAAUGGGGCCCCCCGGGACAGCCUCGCUGCCGCCUCGGGAGUUCUGGGCGGGCCUCAGACUCCACUGGCCCCAGAAGAGGAGACCCAGGCCCGGCUGCUGCCUGCGGGCGCGGGAGCUGAGACCCCGGGGGCCGAGAGCAGCCCGCUGCCCCGGACGGCGCUCUCCCCGCGGCGCUUCGUGGUGCUCCUGAUCUUCAGCCUGUACUCGCUGGUCAACGCCUUUCAGUGGAUCCAGUACAGCAUCAUUAGCAACGUCUUCGAGGGCUUCUACGGUGUCACCUUGCUGCACAUCGACUGGCUGUCCAUGGUGUACAUGCUGGCCUACGUGCCCCUCAUCUUCCCGGCCACCUGGCUGCUGGACACCAGAGGCCUGCGGCUCACCGCCCUGCUGGGCUCCGGCCUCAACUGCCUGGGUGCCUGGAUCAAGUGCGGCAGUGUGCAGCAGCAUCUCUUCUGGGUCACCAUGUUGGGCCAGUGCCUGUGCUCGGUGGCCCAGGUUUUCAUCCUGGGCUUGCCCUCCCGCAUCGCCUCAGUGUGGUUUGGGCCCAAAGAGGUGUCCACAGCUUGUGCCACCGCCGUGCUGGGCAAUCAGCUUGGAACUGCAGUUGGCUUUUUGCUACCACCAGUUUUAGUACCCAACACACAGAAUGACACAAAUCUCCUGGCUUGUAAUAUCAGCACCAUGUUUUACGGAACAUCAGCUGUUGCCACACUUUUAUUUAUUUUAACAGCAAUUGCCUUCAAAGAAAAACCUCGGUAUCCACCAAGUCAGGCUCAAGCAGCUCUUCAAGACAGUCCCCCUGAAGAGUACUCCUAUAAGAAAUCAAUAAGAAACCUGUUUAAAAACAUUCCUUUUGUCCUUCUGUUGAUCACUUAUGGUAUCAUGACUGGUGCCUUUUAUUCAGUCUCAACGUUAUUAAAUCAAAUGAUAUUGACAUAUUAUGAGGGAGAAGAAGUCAAUGCUGGAAGGAUUGGGCUAACGCUAGUAGUAGCUGGAAUGGUGGGCUCUAUUCUUUGUGGCUUAUGGCUGGAUUAUACUAAAACAUACAAACAGACUACUCUGAUAGUUUAUAUUUUGUCUUUUAUUGGAAUGGUUAUCUUUACUUUCACAUUGGACCUUAGAUAUAUUAUCAUCGUGUUUGUUACUGGAGGGGUGCUUGGCUUCUUCAUGACUGGUUACCUCCCUUUGGGUUUUGAAUUUGCUGUUGAAAUCACUUACCCUGAAUCUGAAGGUACUUCAUCUGGUCUUCUUAAUGCUUCUGCACAGAUAUUUGGAAUUUUGUUCACAUUGGCUCAAGGAAAGCUCACAUCAGACUAUGGUCCUAAGGCAGGGAACAUUUUUCUCUGUGUCUGGAUGUUUAUAGGCAUCAUAUUAACAGCAUUAAUCAAGUCUGAUCUGCGAAGACACAACAUAAAUAUAGGAAUUACAAAUGUUGAUGUUAAAGCUAUACCAGCUGACAGUCCCACAGACCAAGAACCAAAAACGGUUAUGUUGUCCAAGCAGUCAGAAUCAGCAAUUUGAAGAGAAAGGAAAAGUUACUGUCCUGUAGUAAUUGGGGACAAUGUGAUCAUCCUUGGAGAGAGAUGUGAGCACCAAGGCUGGGUUUGUAUGUGGUGGGGGAAUAAACACACUUACUUGAAAAUUACCAUAUGAACUCUAAAUGCAUAAUUAUUAUUUUGCUUAAUUGUUAAAUUAAGGGAAAUUUUCUUAAAAUUCUUCUGUUUACAUCAUGUUAACACUACUAUUUAUCUAAUUAGUAUCCGGUUUUUAGUCUCAUAUUGUGUCUGAAAGUAAGCUUCUUGACGUUUACUUUUUAAAAGUCGAUGUUUUUCUUUUUUGUAGAAAAUGGAAGCUUAGAAGACUUUUUAAAGUGAUAAUAUGGGGUGUUCAGUCCCCAUAAGAUAUAAUAGUUCAUGCAGUUUAUAUAUUAAAAUAUCCAGUGGAACUAAAUGUACAAUAUAUUCCUAAUUGGCUGCCUUUUUCACUGUGCUGACCAGCUGUUCAAGCCACUUCAGUUUGAGUACAACAUACCAACAUGACACUACUCACCCACAAAGGACAGCAUUGGGAUCAGGCUUUCAGAUGACCUCUAAGAUUUUUCCCAUUUAUUGUACUCUUGUUACAAAGUACUUUUUAACACAUGCAGUCAAUGGCUAUAGAAACUAUUCUGUGUACAGAUUCUACCCAGACUUUGGUCUUAGAUCUAUGUUCUAAUUAAGGAGCCUGGUUACAGGUUCAUUCUGUCUUGAGUUCUUUUCUGUGCUGCCUUUCUAUCAUGGAUAAAUGCUAACGCUGUAUUUUUUCACUCCAACUUGAGAUAGAGUAGUUUUGUACCCAUUGCCUUUUUUUUCUUUAAACUCUCUUUUUUUUUUUUCCUGAUGUAUAACUUUCUAGUAAGAUAAUUUCAUCAUGUAUAUUACUGGCUAUUUCAUGAUUUCAUGUAUCACAUCCUAUAUUUUGCCUUGAAGAUUCCUGAAAUAAGGAAAUCUGUAAUAACUUCAGAUAGCCUACAUGUCCCUAUUUAGUGGAGACCUCUUGAAUGCUGUUUGAAUUCUGCAGUACCAUUUUUAUGACCAUUCUCCUUUGAGGAAUACUAUGCCCAGGUACAUGCUCUAUCAGUGUGCCGGGAGAGUGGAUUCUUUUCUUCACUGCAGAGUCAUCACACUGUUGGAAUAGUCUGCUCUUUUACAUGCUCAGGUAGGGAAAAUAGGACCAAAUAUAUUUCCACAGUGCCUACCACUGUGUCAUGUUUACAGUGAGAGUUUAAAUAUUGUUGAUGUCCUGACUCUGUGAGCUCAUAGGGAGUAUCUUCAUAGUAAUGACAUUUGAUCAGCCAUAAAAUUUACAUUAUGUUCAUAUGCACCCAAAAAAGCUAGUCAGGUAAUGAAUACCCUUGAAGUGAAUAGCAAUUUUGAUUUAGGCAGUGUGUUAGGCCAUCCUUGCAUUGCUAUAAAGAAAUAUUUAGGCUGGGCGUGGUGGCUCACGCCUGUAAUCCCAGCACUUUGGGAGGCUGAAGCGUGUGGAUCACCUGAGGUCAGGAGUUCAAGACCAGCCUGGCCAACAUGGUAAAACCCCAUCUCUACCAAAAAAAAAAAAAAAAAAAAAAAAAAAAAAAAAAGGCCAGGCGCGGUGCUGUGGCUCAUGCCUGUAAUCCCAGCACUUUAGGAGGCCAAGGCAGGUGGAUCACAAAGUCAGGAGUUCAAAACCAGCCUGGCCAAGAUGGUGAAACCCCAUCUCUACUAAAAAUACAAAAAUUAGCGCAGUGGCAGGCGCCUGUAAUCCCAGCUACUCGGGAGGCUGAGGCAGGAGAAUCGCUUGAAUGCGAGUGGCAGAGGUUGCAGUGAGCGAAAAUCACGCUACUGCACUCCAGCCUGGGAGAUAAAGUGAGACUGUCUCAAAUAAAUAAAUAAAUAAAUAAAUAAAUAAAUAAAACCUGAGGUUGAGCACGAUGGCUCACACCUAUAGUCCCAGCACUUUGGGAGGCUGAGGUGGGUGGAUCAUUUGAGGCCAGGAGUUGAAGACCAGUCUGGCCAACAUGGCAAAACCCCAUCUCUACUAAAAAUACACACACACACACACACACACACAAAUUAGCCGGGCAUGGUGGCACACGCCUGUAGUCCCAGCUUCUUGGGAAGCUGAGGCAUGAGAAUUGCCUGAACCUGGAAGGCAGAGGCUACAGUGAGCUGAGAUUGCGCCACUGCACUCCAGCCUGGGUGACAGAGCGAGACUCUGUUUCAGGAAAAAAAGAACAGAAAUACCUGAGACUGGGUAAUUUAUAAAUAAAAGAGGUUUAAGUGGCUCACAGUUCUGCAGGCUGUGUAAGCAUGGCACCAGUGUCUGCUCGGCUUCUGGGGAGCCCUCAGGGAGCUUUACUCAUGGUGAAAGGCUAAGUGGGAGCAGAGAUGUCACAUGGCGAAGCAGGAACAAGAGAGCAGGGAGGUGCCACACACCUUCAAACAACCAGAUUUUGUGAAAACUCACUCAUUACUGCAAGGACAGCACCAAGCCAUGAGGGAUCCACCCGCAGGACCCAAACACCUUCUAUUAGGGCCAACCUUCAACAUUGGGGAUUACAUUUCAAUAUGAGAUUGGAGGGACAAGUAUCCCAACUAUAUCAGGCAGAAUAUAUGCAUUGAUAUAUAUUGAAAUUAUAACAUUCUCUAUAAUCAAGUGACUGUAAAUUAUGUAGAAUCUGACCCUGGGGAAUGUGUUACCUAAAGAAUUUGACUAAGAAUCAGGAACUCUGUGUCCAUGUCCUGGAUGUAUUUCUGUAUGUUCUUAUAACUCUGGACAAAUCAUUAAACCUCUCUGGGCAGCAUUUUCCUCAUCCAUGAAAUGAAUGUGUUCAAUUUGAUCUCAAAGAUCUUUUCAAAAUAUUAAAUGCCAUUAAUCAUGGAAUAGACCAAAUUAUUGUAUCACAGGAACUUGAAUCCAGCCAGAGAAAAAUUCCCUGGACAAUUGGAUAAACAAAUGUGAUUGCUACCUUAUGGAUACAAGGGACUUUUACAUUUCUUUUUAGCCUUUUUAGUCAGUUUAGGGUAACUCAAGCAGAGUAUGUCCAAUCAUUAGCUUCCUUUGAUAUUUACAUUACAGGUAAAAACGGCCAAAAAUAUAUUUUAAGGUCUCUCCCCAAAUAAUUGUUUUUAUUUUUAAACUAUCAAUGUUGUUUAAAAUAAUCAUGUACUUGUUGAGUUCCUGAGGUUUGGAACAAAUUACAAAUAAAAUUUAGAAUACUUUAUUUCUGAAAAGCAUAUACAUAUAUGUUAUGUUUGUUUUUCCUUGUUGAUUAGAAAGGUGAUGGAAUAUGUGACAAUGCAAAAUGAAUUGAUAAUUUUUCUGUAUUUUCAGUGAAAGUUGUCUGUAAUAUGUCAAGCAAGAAUGUUAUAAUUCUACAGUAAUGUGUGACUUAAUGACAGAGCUACAUUCUGAGAAAUUUGUCAUUAGGUGAUUUCAUCAUUGUGUGAACAUCAUGAAGUGUACUUACACAAACCUAGGUGGUAGAGCCUACUGCACACCUGGGCUAGAUGGCAAAGUCUGUCGCUUCUAGGCUACACACCUGUACAGCAUGGUACUGUAUUGAAUACUGUAGGCAACUGUAACACAAUGGUAUUUGUGUAAUCUAAACAUAGAACAGAUAAUACAUUGUGCUACAAUGUAAUAAUGGCUGUGGCAUCACUAGAUGAUAGGAAUUUUUCAGUUCCAUUAUAAUCUUGUAGGAUCUCUGUCAUAUGUGGUCAAUUGUUGAUCAAAACAUGACUGUAUGUCGUAUUUUCAGAAAAUGGAAUAGGUAAUCAUCACUUGUGUGAAUUUUAAUCAAAUGAUUUAGGAAAGAAACUGGAUGUUUCAAAAGCUGUUGCAUUUAUUACACAUGUCACAAAUACAGCUCUUGCCUUUUGAGAAUGUUGGAGAGAUGUCUUUAAAAAAUAUGUUUGUGUGUAAAAAUGUGUCUGUAUGCAAUAGCUAGAAAAAUGCCUGUGUCUUAAGUCAUUACUCAUGUUCUAAUUUUUGUUCUUUGUACUAUUUAUCUGUAUGCUUGUUCUUCAGUAUUUCAGACUCAAAAUAAAUUUAUUUUUUUAUGUUAA